Messenger RNA from Neocloeon triangulifer, 1088 nucleotides. RefSeq lists its product as uncharacterized. The coding region runs from base 125 to 1012 and encodes 295 amino acids. The record is from RefSeq and is a predicted model, not a curated record. NCBI's taxonomy places the organism in Eukaryota, Metazoa, Arthropoda, Insecta, Ephemeroptera, Baetidae. The transcript is spliced from 4 exons. Gene Ontology annotation, molecular function: acyltransferase activity, transferring groups other than amino-acyl groups.
AAUUUUUUCACUUAGCAAACAGCAGCGCGACAGUCUCACUUGAUAUCUGAAAGUAAAUUCAGUGCGCAGCCUUUUACUUGUGCUUUCAUUGACCUUUUUUCUAAUUAAAAAUAAUUGAACCAACAUGGGAUCAACGGACACACUGGUGGAAAUUAAAGAAGAAAAUAUCCCGCAUUUGCAGGAAGUGCUCAAAAGCCUCUUGCCUGACACGGUCAUGCAAUAUUACUGGAUUUUGACUCAUUUAGAGUGGAAAAAGGAAAUUCCGAAACUGCAAAUAAAAAUUCUGUGUUUGAACGGAGACUGGAAUGAAAAAACGGUGAUCUGUUUGGCCGACGGAUUGGCCGUGCCUGAUAAAAUUUACGGAGUCAUGUACGCGCCGGAGGAGAAACUGGACCGCUUGAAAUCCGCUCUGCUCACCACUGACUUGAUCGAGUGGCCCCGAUUGAAGCAGUUCUCCGCCUGCCUUCUGCGACUGGUGCCAAUGAUGGCCCAAGUUUUCAAGGAAAAGGGCUACCAGCACAAUGAGGACGAAUUCACCUACACUGGUUAUCAAUAUUAUAUGCCCGUGGAAGAGGCCAAAAAAUUUCCAUUGCCAACGCUUCCUGAAAACGUGCGGGUGGGUUCAUUGGACGGAUCGUUCCUGGACGUCUUUUGCUCCCACUGGCGGCACUACGACCCUGAGUACAGACCUGUCGUUCAAAAAAUGCUCGAACUCAACCUUUCCGUAGGCGUUUUUGUGAAAAAUGAACGAGGCGAGGAAGAAUUGGCAUCGAUGGUGCUGCAGUCAGAGUACGGCGGAGUUGGACUUUUGCAGACGGUGCCUGAAUUCAGACGCAAAGGGUACGCGGAAAUCGCCUUAGCGCACCUCACCAAGCAGCUCGGCCUCAAAGGCUUCAUGCCCUUCACCAAUGUGCUCAAAUGGAACGAGGCCGCAAACAAACUUUUCAAAAAAUUCGGAUACAAGUUGGUCGAUCGAGGAUCGUGGAUCAUUGCCAACAAGCUGCCCGAGUAAAUUUUGUGUGACAAAAAUAAUAAUAAACAGACGGGGGAGGACAAGUAUUUUCAAUAAAUAUUUUUUAAUCUUACCA